ACGCACCAUUGGCGUCGCGAUGAUGUACAUCCCACUGCGAUAUUACCGGCAGAAACUCCAACUUUGAUCAUAAUUAUUUGCUAACCGUUUCUACACAGCGAUUCUGUGCUCGGUUAACAUUUAAAAUAAUUGAACGUUCGAACCAGUUUGCUUCCUCCCGAAACGUUAUUUUUGCCGCGCAGAGGAAGAGCUAUAAACUUGUACAUAGGGACAUAUACACUCACAAGUUAAGUCAAAAUGGUAGAACGCAUUUUCUCAAACAAUCCAUGAGGCAUAUUCCCACAUUUGAAAAGUUAACAAAAUGAGCGUGUGUUUGAAGAAUCCCUUUUCAACGCGCCAAAGUAGCCGAAAAAUAGCUGCGUUGGUAAACGCCGUUUCCUGCGAACCCAUAGGCGCACAGUACUUCUCGAACCAGUGAAAAGGAAAAAAAAAAAAAAAAAAAACACACUAUUGUAUUAUUUAACCAAAUAGUGCUCCCCAAAUAUGCCAUUUUGCACACCCUCAUGUAGAGAAAAAACAUAAUAAAAAAAAAAACAUGUUAACCAUACGUAGGAGCAUUUCCCAACCCAACACCAAUGAACUUCCCCCGUUUUGACGUAUACAUGACAAAAUAAAAAACCCUGUGUAAAUUCCCCACUUUAACUUGUUCAUUUCGCCCUUUUAGCUAGUGCACGUGGAGAAUACACCAAAAAUGAUAAAAAUAAACGGAAUAAUUUUGCUUUACUUUUCUGUGCUCAAUUUGGUGUGUUGUCUUAAUAGCAACUUUUGUAAAAGCGCCUACAUUUUGUACUCUCCCCAGUCGACGAAGAGGUACAAGGCCCCCUUCAGAAGAUGGAAUAGCCCACAGAACAAUAACAAUUUGAGCGAUUUAAGAAAAGACCAGAAAUCGACUGAAGAUGUGUACAACGAAAAUGUGGCAAGGCAAAGCGACCUGAAAAAUUUUGCAAAAGAUAUAAACGAUAAUGUCUACAUCGAAACGAAUAGGAGGGAAAGGAGGAUAAAGAGGAAUAGGCACUUGCGUUCCCUAUACAGUAAUAAUAGCAUACGGAUGUCCAAUUUUAUUUACCCGAUGUUCAUUCAUGAGGAGGAUGCCCCCAAGAAGGAAACCCAGCUGGAUGGAAUCCACACCUACAGCGUAGACGGAAUCGUGAAAGAGAUCGAAGAAUGCCUACAAUUGAAUAUUCACCACUUUAUGUUUUUCCCAGUCGUGAAGGAGGAAAAAAAAACGACGUACUGCUCCGAAUGCUACAACGAAAGUAGCUACUUCUGCAACGCGAUAAACAAAAUAAAACAAAAGUUUAAAGACCAAAUUGUCAUUUACGUGGACGUGGCUCUGGAUCCGUACAACAUAUACGGGCACGAUGGAAUAUAUGACGAGCGGGAGGGGGAAAUACUCAACGACGUUACGGUGCACACGCUGGUGAAGCAGGCCCUAUGCCUAGCCAAGUGCGGCGCCGACGUGGUGUGUCCCAGCGAUUCCAUGGACAACAGAAUUGAACAAAUUAGGAAAAACCUGGACUUUCACAACUUCAGAAACGUCCUCAUAUUGUCCUACACGUGCAAGUACUCCUCAUGUCUCUAUAAGCCAUUUAGAUCCAUCCUGAAUUCCAACAUUCACAAAAACGUCGUCAAAAAUAAGCAGUCCUAUCAGCACGACUUCAACGCGUACUUUGACCUCAACCAUGUGGAGAAGCACAUCGCCGAAGGGGCCGAUAUCCUCAUGGUCAAGCCGUCGCUAUUUUACCUAGACGUGGUCAGCCGCAUUAGAAGCAGAAUGGACAAACACGCCACGGUGCCGCUGGCUGUUUACAACGUCUCUGGCGAAUACAUGAUGAUCAAAAAUUACGUCAAACAGUUGAAUGCACACAUAAAUUAUGAAAAUGAAAUUCUGACGGAGCUCUUUAAGAGCUACCUACGAUCCGGGGCAAACAUAAUUAUCAGCUACUUCGCCAAGCAGUAUGGUUUGUACCUCAAAGAUUUGUAUGACCGUAAUGUAGACGUAGACGACGAUUUGAACAGCAAUUUUAACGUCGAAUUGACGCUAUAAUGGGGGUAGUUAAAAGAGGACGCCAACUUUUAAAGGGGAAAAAAAUUAACAGAGCGCAUGUGCCUAUUUUUCCAUCGCCACGCGGUCGAGUGAAUUGCAGGCGUUCGUAUCUGCGGUGUGUUAAGUUGUUUCUCUUUUAUUCUUUAUCUUUUCUUUUUUCCCCCCAUUUUGUGCCUCUCCCAUUUGGCGCGCUUAUACAACUUAUGCGUUUUUCUUUUCCGCACACUUUUAUCGUGCUCCCCUCCGGGCACCUUCCCAUUUUUCACCCCCUUCUUGUGGACAAUACGACACCAAUUUAAAGAAAAUUCAACG
Plasmodium vivax (malaria parasite P. vivax) is the source of this 2359-nucleotide messenger RNA. Its product is annotated as delta-aminolevulinic acid dehydratase precursor, putative. Gene Ontology annotation, molecular function: zinc ion binding; porphobilinogen synthase activity. NCBI's taxonomy places the organism in Eukaryota, Apicomplexa, Aconoidasida, Haemosporida, Plasmodiidae. The transcript has 6 exons. The coding region runs from base 692 to 2047 and encodes 451 amino acids. Gene Ontology annotation, cellular component: cytosol. The record is from RefSeq and is a predicted model, not a curated record. Gene Ontology annotation, biological process: heme biosynthetic process.